Molecule: messenger RNA, 660 nt
Organism: Rhagoletis zephyria (snowberry fruit fly)
Lineage: Eukaryota; Metazoa; Arthropoda; Insecta; Diptera; Tephritidae
Source: RefSeq, a predicted model, not a curated record
AUCAACAAUACGCAAACGCCAACACUCAUACCGUUGGAGAACUCCUUGCGUAGCACACAACCGGCCACCGGCAAGUGUCAACACUGUGAGAGUAUGGUCAAGCAUUUUCUCUACCUUGAAAGCCUCAUACGCAACAACUACAACCCGAAGUCGCAGUGUGGUCUUUGCUAUUCUUCGCUGAAGUACCUGCAGCUUGUAAACAAGAGCAUAAUGCAAAUAUUCGGCAACGUCGAGGAAAUCGUCCACACAGCAAAGACCUUCUCUGCCAAGCAGACGCGCCAAACCUUCGCUGGAUCACGUCCCAUUGCAGCCAAGUCCCCCGCCAAGUCGCCGAUGAAGACUAGUAGCAAGAAAAAUAUUGCAAGGAAGCGAUUGAAAGGUGGCAAGGUAAGAGGGUCGGUGCUGCAAAAGUCUGCAAAGACCGUGAGUAAGGUUCGCUUAGCGGGCGGUGGAAAACUGAUCACACCAGACAAUCGCCACGAAAAGAAUAAAACCAAAUUGAGCAAAGUAAAGACAGCAGCCAGUACGCCAGUACGCCUACAGUCCACGCUCAAGGGCAGGCGAAAGAAAUCGCAGGUCGAUGCAAAGAUAAGUGGCGUCAAACAAACACAUGCGAAAUCAAAACGUAACAGAGUAGGCACAUUGCGUAUUCGUGGUUAA